UCCGAGGAGGGGAAAGCAGUUCCAGGCUGGGGGGGGGGGGGUACAGACUCUCUUUUGGACCGGGAGGAAAUUCCAGGCCGGCGCUUUCUUCUCCUGCCGCAGCAUCAAUAAUUUUCAUGCCUACCUUUGCUUUCGCGCGCCAGCCUUUCGCUCCCUCCGUGGACGGGGAGAGCCUUCCCUGCCCCGCUCCACAACUUCACAAGGUAAACUAGGACAACCCUAGUUCCGCAGUAAGCCUUUUGCUUUCCUACCGCUCGCGCCCCGCGUGUCUUUUACGCCCCAGCAAAACACCCGCUUGUGCUUCGCUUGGAUCCGGUUUUUAAAUCUCUUCCUCAAUUGUGAGGGUGGCGGUGGGGUUUUUUGUUGCUGUUUUUGGACGCCGGUGGCAUUUCCCCGACAGUUCAUCUGCUCGCGUUGGUUGCAGCAGAGCCUUCCUGUGUGUAGCCGUGCUUUGCAGCUGCCGUUGUCUCCGGUCCGGGGAAAGGAGGGGAAGGCGGGGUGUGUAGGCUUUCUGAUCGCGCGCAGGCAGCCUCCCGCCCCGGGUGCCGCAGUCUCGAUAGAGACCAUGCCUGUCUGGCAAAGAAUAUGGUGCCUCCCCGGCCCGCGUCCUCCGCCGCCCGCCUCGGCCUGCCCGGGCGCAUUCAUUGGUCUCCUCCCCGCAGGCUGAGCCCAUCUCGGGCUCUGGAUCUUCUCCGGCGAGGCGACAACGCCGCUGCUCCGGCCACUGGAGCCCAGUGAGUGCCCUCCUACUCGCCGCCGCUUAUGCAACACAUCAUCGAAAACCAUCCGGACAUGGCAACGGCGCUGCUGGCUGGGGAGAAACUUAAGGAGCUGAUCCUGCCGGGGCAGCAGGACGACAAGGCGGGCUCGCUGGCCGCGCUCCUCCUGCAGCUGAAGCUCGAGCUCCCUUUUGACCGCGUGGUCACCAUCGGCACCGUCCUCAUCCCGAUUCUCCUGGUCACGCUGGUCUUCACCAAGAACUUCGCCGAGGAGCCCAUAUACUGUUACACACCACACAACUUCACCCGGGAUCAAGCCUUGUAUGCCAGAGGAUACUGUUGGACAGAGCUAAGAGAUGCAUUGCCAGGUGUAAAUGCCAGCCACUGGCCUUCCUUGUUUGAGCAUAAAUUUCUUCCAUAUGCCUUGCUGGCUUUUGCUGGCAUUAUGUACAUUCCAGCCCUUGGGUGGGAAUUCUUGGCUUCUACCAGACUGACUUCCGAACUUAACUUUUUGCUCCAGGAGAUAGAUAACUGCUAUCAUCGAGCAGCUGAAGGCCGUGCACCAAAAAUCGAAAAACAAAUCCAGUCAAAAGGUCCAGGGAUAACAGAACGUGAAAGAAGAGAAAUCAUUGAGAAUGCAGAGAAGGAAAAAAGCCCUGAGCAAAACCUGUUUGAAAAAUAUCUGGAGCGCAGAGGGCGUAGCAAUUUCUUAGCCAAGCUUUACUUGGCAAGGCAUCUCUUCAUCAUUUUUUUAAGCAUCAUCCCCAUCACAUACUUGUCCACCUAUUAUGCUACACAGAAACAAAAUGAAUUCACAUGUGCUCUAGGAGAGCCUCCAGACAAAACAAGCAAUUCCAAAUUGCUCAUACGGGUAAAUUGCAAGCUGCCCUCUGUUCAGCUGCAACGCAUAAUCGCUGGAGUGGACAUUGUCCUCCUUUGUUUCAUGAACUUGAUCAUCCUCAUCAAUUUAAUCCACCUUUUCAUAGUCCGCAAGUCUAAUUUCAUAUUUGACAAGCUGAACAAGGUUGGCAUAAAGACCAAGAAACAGUGGCAGAAAUCUCAGUUCUGUGAUAUUAAUAUCCUGGCCAUGUUCUGCAAUGAAAAUCGUGAUCACAUCAAGUCUCUAAACCGCUUGGAUUUCAUUACCAAUGAAAGCGAUCUGAUGUAUGACAAUGUUGUGCGUCAGUUGCUGGCGGCUCUAGCCCAGUCUAAUCAUGAUGUUACCCCAACUGUACAUGAUUCUGGAAUACAAACAAUAGACCCCAGCAUUAACCCUACAGACCUUGACCCUAAUGAGCCACUAAUUAUCAAGCGUCCUCGGAAGAAAAUGAAGUGGAUCCCAAGUACCAAUCCCCUUCCUCAGCCAUUCAAGGAGCAGCUAGGUACCAUGAAGGUUGAAAACAGCAAACCUGAGAAGCCAAAGCCAGUGCGUCGGAAGACAGCAGCCGAUAGUCUGAUUGCACCUUUGCUGGAGACCAACUCAAAACAUACCCAACCAUCCUCCAUUCACAAAACUGAAUCUAGUACUCUGUCCAGCACAGGUAAUGAAAAGAAGCAUACGCGUCACUUUUCCUUAGAUGUUCAACCAUAUAUAUUGAGUAAUAAGAAACCCAAGCAAGAAAUUCCAUCCAAUACAUCUAUGGCAACAUCCAAAAACCAAGAGAGUGGAUUCUUAAACCAAGAAGACAAAGCCAUAGUUCGUGUCACUUCUUCUCUCAAAGAUUCUUCCCUUCCUGGAAAAGAGUCCCUUUAUUCCCGUGAUACCUGCAGGACAGUGCCUGCAACAGGGGUUUUUCUCACCUGUACCCAUAACCAUAUAGCAACAAAAGUCUCUCUACCCCAGACUACUGAGGUAGAAUCAGGGCCUGUCCUGAAUUGCAACCCUGUGCAUCCACUUCUGCACAUCAAUACGCUAUAUGAAGAUCAUGAAGAAGAGGGCUCAAACCUUAUAGAUGAUUCUUUAGACAAUAGAAUUCACUCUCCAUCAGAAAACGGAGACAUCAUUUCUAUGCCUUCCACAAAACAAAUCAUGUUGGCAACUUUUGAUGAGCCCUUGGCAAUAGUGAAUUCGGUAGAAUAUUGAUGCACAAUCCAGAACUGCUGUUAAUCAAACCUUGAACCUGAUGUUCCACCCACAGCAGUACGAACCUUAUUCUCCCACAAACUACUGCAUGAGCAUGGAGUGCUGAAAUACAGACCACAGGUUACUCCACAUCGGUUAUUCAGGGUAGUGUCUUGGCUAAUGUCAAUAGCUUGCAAAAUAUGACAAUAAUAAUAAGCCAAACAAAUUAUUCUAUGCUUGGAAACACAUGCAAUAAAGCACAAGAAAUAUUAGCUGUACCUUCAAGAAAUCACUUUGGAUUACUACAACUAUCCAAAAUGUUUGAAGUGCUUAAAUGCAUGUCACACCGUGUUUCUCAAAGCACAUACCGCCUUGAAAUUCCAGCUCACUAUAUAAAGUAGCAACAGACGUAAAUGUGUAGGAUAUUUAUUCUUCCCUUUUAAAAACAAUGCAGCUGUAAAAUUGUGCUUUGUCUCCCUAAGAUUUUUUUUAAAAAAUAAUUUUUUAAAUAAUGAAAUUGUGUUUCACGGGUAUCCAUGGCUCCCUCCCAUCGCUGACAUUAGUAUAAAGAAGAAAUCAGGAGCUGGACCUUAAUCAUUACUAUGUUUUUAUGUGCCAAGAGAUGAUGAAAAUUAAGAGUUUAUUUUUUUAUCACCUAUUUUAUUGUGAAUGAGAGUUUUUGAAUCAGAUACUAUCUUUCCAGAGUGUGGGAAGAGGGUUGCCUAUUGCUGCAUAUUUUUGUCAAUUGAGUGAGGUUUAUAAAACCAGGUUAAAAAUUUUCUAUAAUAAAGCUUUACAGAUGUGAAGAAUAUUCAAAUAGUGCUGCUAAAAUAUUACAAAUAAGUUAAUUUGCAAUGAUACAGAAUUUUAGAAGUUGGAUACUUAAAUCUUUUUUAGGACUUGCCUUCACUACAGCAUAACACAAGCAAAUACAGGCUUUUGAUACAUCUAGCAUGUUAUGAUUUAUUCCAAUGGUUGCUUCUUGGAAUCCUGUUAAAAAAAGCUGGCUCAAACAUGCAAAAGAAUGAUGUAGUACAAACGAAAGCAUUUUUUCUAGGAAAAUUAAUGCAAUCAAUGAAGUGACCUUUCAGAAGUUCCUUCAGAUAUCUGCCAUUUUUUUUUAAAUUGUCUGCCCCAUUGUCCCCAAAAUAAGGUAAGGAUGAAGUAGCAUGGAAGUUGCAAAGUUGAGGCCACUUUACUGCCACUGUGGUUAGUGAGCUUCAUCCAAGAAGGUAUGGAGAAAUUUCUCCUUCCACUUGAGAAAUUUUGUCCAUGAUAGAAGUUCAGGUGGCUGAAUGUGUAAGUUCUAGGCAGGCUUUACAUGAUACAUAAGGAUUUGUUUUAGAAUAAUUCCCCUUUUAUUAAAAGACUUCCUAUAUGAAAUUUAAUAGAAGUCUAUUAAUUCAGUUCUUACCCUGAAAAGCCAGAGGCUGAUAGGAAGUAUAAGAUUGCUUUGUGUAUAAAUUCUAAUCAAUUUUUGACAUUAUUAACUGAGAUUCAAAUUUAUAAUUGUUAUGGAUCCAUGUAAAUUAAGUUCAUCCUGGAAUUAGAUAAUGAAAUUAACUACUCAAAUUCGCAAGUCUGAGUUGACAGUAACUUCUAGAUUUACAAACUGGUCACCAUAUCAAGAAGAGCUGCCAGUUUAAUGGAGUGUGAUACAAGCCUGCCCCAAGAUAUUUGAAAUGUAUCAAAUGUUUGAAAAUGCAUCUAUUGUUGUUUGAAAUGCUUUUUGCAAAUAUCUACCAUUGCUAUCUUCCCAUCUCCUAGCUGUUUAGCAUCCUUCAAAAAGCAAUUUUUUUGCUUCUCUUCCCAUCUUCCCAAACGGGAUCUGCAUUUCCUUUAAAAGUGCUCAAGGGAAGACCCAUUAGCAGUUAAAAUGAUGUAUUUCAAAAAGGAAGAAAAUAUUAGCUAAGGGCUACAGAUAUUCAGGGGAGUUCUCAACAGGAGGUAGAACAAAAGUGGGCUUUAAAUAGAAGACCUCCUAACUUACCUGUAUUGGUUUUUGAUUGGACCUUUCAUAAGCCAGUCAUCAUCCAGUAGUACCUCUUAAGGGGGGAAGGAUUGGUAUCAAUAGAAAUCAAGAUAAAGGUUGCAUAACACAAUUGAAAUCCCACUCCUUUGGAAUACAAAUUGACAUUGCAUAUAUAUAAGGGCAAGGCUUCAUUCCUGCUUUUGCAACUGCCAUUUUGACUUUUUUUUAACUCCUCCCAGAUGCCUUUGGUAAGAGCCCAUUCCAAGCAAAAAUGGAAGAAAAGACAAUCCAGCUCAAUAACUACCACAAACACAAUUUGGGUGUUAUCUCCAUAUGAUUCUAUUCUUCCUUUUUUCUCCAGUAUAGGUAUUACAGGUCAGCUUCUGAUUAAGCAGUUUCCACUAAGCACAUGCCUGUGUUAAGCUGUCAGAUGGUGAAGUCUAAUGUAGCAGAUUACUUUAUGAUUUCCUGAGCUUUAAACAUAGGUGUAGCAUUUAAAGCUAAAACCACAAACUUGUGCACGAUCAAAACUCAGUUUUAACAGUGUAUAUUUUAAAGAUGAAACAACAUACCUACCAGCACUUUCCUAUUUCAGACCGUACAUUAAAGAGAUGAGAAUGUAGUAAGCAUUGUUUUCAUACAAUGUUUACCUUGCUUGGCCUAAAGUGCAUCCUUAUGGCAUAUUUCUUCCUAUGAUGUGAUGUUCUUAAGAAUAGUGUGAUUUUCAAAAAGCACAUUGGAAAAACUAGUACGCAAUAACCAUUCUUUAUCAGUUUUCAGCAAAAGAGAAGUUUUUAAUACUAUUGAAGUGACAUGGAAGGAAAUAUGACAUUUCUGUUUGAUGGUUAUGAAACAAUGCUGCAUAAAUUUAUAGGUUUAGAUUCUUGAUUGUUAGUUUAUUUUACCUCAGUAUGAUACAGUAUUUAUUGAAAAUAGCACUGAAAGCAA
Molecule: messenger RNA, 5701 nt
Organism: Crotalus tigris (Tiger rattlesnake)
Lineage: Eukaryota; Metazoa; Chordata; Lepidosauria; Squamata; Viperidae
Gene: PANX2
Product: pannexin 2
Exons: 3
Coding region: 763-2802 (679 amino acids)
Biological process (GO): positive regulation of interleukin-1 production; monoatomic cation transport
Molecular function (GO): channel activity
Source: RefSeq, a predicted model, not a curated record